UCUCUGCAAUUUUCCACUGUUUCUUGGAACUGGGUAUUUUGCAUACUUUUUUCCUCUGAUGAAAUUUGUGUAAAAAUGAGCAGCACUCGUUCGCUUCUUGAUGAGCUCGGCAGCUUUGAAAAGGGAGGAUUUUUUGAUCUGGGCCACCCUCUCCUUAACCGGAUUGCUGAGAGUUUCGUCAAAGCCGCAGGGAUUGGAGCUAUUCAAGCUGUAUCGCGUGAAGCCUAUUUCGUAGCUGUUGAAAGUGCAAGUGGAGAUACAGGCGGCAUAGCUCCUCCUAAGGUUGGUGGCGCGAAGAAGAACCGAAGUCGAUUGUCGGGGCUUAGAGGAGAAACAAACAGAAACUCAGUUGAGGCCUUGGUGAUGAGCACCGGAAAAGAAUCUCUGCAAUGGGGGAUUGCUGCAGGGAUGUAUUCAGGUCUUACUUACGGACUGAAAGAGGCUCGUGGAGUUCAUGAUUGGAAAAAUAGUGCAUUGGCUGGAGCAAUUACUGGAGCAGCAUUGGGUUUGACGUCUGAGGAUCACUCGCACGAGCAGGUGGUGCAAUGUGCGAUAACAGGGGCGGCUAUCUCCACUGCCGCAAAUCUCCUCACCGGGAUAUUCUAAGUUGCCCCUCUUUUAUUCUCGUCAUGAUCUAAGAUGCAGAGUGGGAUGUAAUUGCCAUAGAACUUGGUUUCCCUUUUUUUUUGUUAUGUAAGGUCAUUAGCUAUUAUCUCUUGCUUGCCUGAUGCAGGCGUAUCUUCAAGUAUUUGGAAUUUGGCUCA
Olea europaea var. sylvestris is the source of this 764-nucleotide messenger RNA. RefSeq names its product outer envelope pore protein 16-2, chloroplastic-like. The coding region runs from base 76 to 606 and encodes 176 amino acids. The record is from RefSeq and is a predicted model, not a curated record. NCBI's taxonomy places the organism in Eukaryota, Viridiplantae, Streptophyta, Magnoliopsida, Lamiales, Oleaceae. Gene Ontology annotation, molecular function: amino acid transmembrane transporter activity. The transcript is spliced from 7 exons. Gene Ontology annotation, cellular component: chloroplast outer membrane.